AGUGUACACAUUUUCAUGCUGGUUCUUCAUUGCGUUACUGCGGAGGUGCCAGAAAGUGAACCUGGCCUAAGUGCAGCAGUUGUUGUUGUUAAGAUGUCGACGAGGGGCAGCACACUAACCUACAAAGUCUGUCUAGUUGGUUUGCCAGGCGUUGGAAAAACAUCAUUGUUCAAUUCAAUUCGAGGUAAAGAUUUCAGUGAAAACCCUCGAGCUGAAAUCGACAAUUAUAUACACAGAACAACAGUGGACUUUUCGGGUAGAAAAUACGAAGUAAAUUUACAGAUAUGGGAUACUGCUGGCAUGGACCGUUAUCAAUCAUUGACUACAAGCUACUAUAGAAAAUCUCAUGCUGUUCUUCUUGUUUUUUCAUUUGGUUGCACAGAAAGCUUUGGUGCGAUAAAUGACAUAAUGGAGGAUAUAAAAAGACAUGACUAUGCUCCAGAUUCAAUAUUCUUUCUUGUAGGAAACAAAUGUGACUUAGCGAGAAAUGCACAAGAAGUUCAAGAGGAAAGAGUCUCUGAUUUUCUGUCAAGUAAUGUAUCUUUUUUCACCAGGUAUAAUAUAACUUCAGCAAAAACAGGUGAUGGACUUAAGGAACUUUUUUCUAACAUUGCACAUAAGUUGGUCAGGAAAAGAGUUCGGCCUAUUAAGAAGAAACAAGAAAUUGAUGUUAUUAUUCAAAAGUCAGAAAGCAGGACAUGUUUUUGUUUAUAGGUAUUUUAUGUUGUUGAUUAUCAUUGAAAUAUAUUUUUAUGUGGGUUUAGAGCACUCUUCAAUUACAUCUGGCAGUAAUAAUUUUUGUAAUAGUCAACUAUUGACUUUAAAUGGAAUAUGCUGUUUAUUAAUUGAUUAGUUGUUGCAUUCAUAUCGCACAAGACCCUUUGCAGUUGACUACAAUGAUGUUGUAGGUAUUGCAAGAUUAUCACUUGCAAACCAUUGGGGGGGGGGGUUAUGGACAAGCAGUUGUUUAAAUGACAGCUAUAGAGUUGUCAAGUGAUGACGUCAUAAAAAUACCUUUUUAGAAUUUCUGAAAUUUGUUCCCAUAAUCUGAAAGAGCAAGCAAUACCAGUUUAAUUGUGAGCUCUCAAAAAGGUUGUUGUCUUAUAUGGCUGUGUCGGCUUUCACAAUGGAUAGCACAUAAUGGUUUUACAAUUUUGUGUGAUUUUUGCAUGAUAAAUCGUUUAGAAAGAUAUCUAGAGCAGAAUAAAUGCAAAAUUAUGUUUUUUCCGGUCUAAUAAACUUUUUAGUAAGAAAAAAGCAGAUUUAAGAAUUGCUAUUCGAAAUUUUCGUUAUUUAAUGUAUUGAGGGUGCAUGUAACAGAGCAUUACAUGCCUUCGACAAUGGGAGGAGGCCAGGGUCCAUGUCCCCUACUUCCCUGCCUAAAUAGUAGAGCUUUUUUGCAACUUUUUGUUAUGGGUCUCCAAUUUGCCCUUGGCCCCUUCACUUUCCAACUUUCUUUGGAGCCCCUUUAUAAAUAAUCAUUUUGAAGUUAGUGCGACAUUGUUAUCUUAUGCUGCAAGAAGCGAAGAAAUAGUUAAAAUUCUUUGUCUUGUUUUUAUAUGUGGCCUUCUCAGUGAUGUGCCUAGACAAUUUUGUUUGGGGGGAGGGGGGCAUUCAGAAAAAAAGUGACCAACUUUACUUUUUUGACCGAUUGUUUCUCCAUAGAAAAUUCAUUAACAAUGAAAUGGAUGAUCAUAUAAAUACACACUUAAUGAUAACAAGUAAGAGCAAAUGAUGACAUGAAAGUAUAAGGAAAUUAAGUUUGCGGAAACUAAUAUUCCUGGAGUUCGCGUUUUUGGGUGAAUCCCUGAGCAUCUUUUUGCGAAAAGCCAAUGAUUAGGAAAACUGGAAAAAUGAGCUGCAGCUUCUUUUGGGCUGCUCAUAAAAUGUCCUCUAAUCUAUAAAAUUUUAUAAGAAUUGAAGGGCAAAUAUGGCUGGAAGGCCGCCGAGAGGUUUCAGAGGCUCUGGGGUCAGGGCAAAAUGGAAAGACGAUGUCCCUGCGAGCGGAGCGAGGAAAAAAUUUUUGCGACCACACCCUUCAGAUUAGCUUAAAAUGCAUCUCAGAAAAAUUCUUGCAGUUAUUUCUUGCAGUCAUUUCUUAUAGUCGUUAGCUUGCUCCUUAUAGCAAGUUAUUUGCAAUAAACCCCUUUUUUGUACGAACCAGUGAAUUCGAGUUCAGGUUGACUGUUUUUUCAAAAAUAUGAGGGUGGAUUGUUCUUAAUUUGUUCUUAAAUUGAUAGGGUGUAAGCAGUGCGAUUGCUAGCGUUUUCGCUCAAGGGAGGUGUUCAGGCCUUAUGUGCCAACAAAGUGAGUGAGACAGCCAUCAUUUGCCCACAGGUUUGGAUAUUCACCAAAGAAGAACCCACAUAUGGAUAAAAGUUCUCGUUUUUUAGAUAAAACGUUGUUCAAAAUUGCAUUUUAUAGUAGCUCAGCCUCAGCUUGUUCUUAAUUUGCUUUUAGCUUUAACCAAUUUGAGGCUCGUGUUCUUAUAAAAUUGUUCUUAUAAAAAAAGAGUGUAUUUCAAAAAAAAAUUGACUAUGACCAAUCAUGACCAAUAAAUUGAAUGAAUUAUAGGUUGAAAUUUGGUCAAAUAUCCUAUUUAAUGCUAAGGUUCCCACUGCAUGACCAACUUUCUAGAAGUGCGACGUGACGCCCGCCCCCCUCCACGCCCCCAAUCGGCACAUCCCUGGGCCUUCUGAUAAUUUUGUCUGAUUUGUUCACUACAGGAAAUCUUGAACAGACUUGUCAAUAAAAAGACAGUUUCUAACAUCCCCCAUCUGAUUAAAAAUGGCUUAUUCAUUGCCAAUGUAGAAGCAAAAGCAAAUAUUAUCAAUGAGUUCUUUUUUGCUCAAUGCAGGGAGAUAGAAACUAAGUACUUUUUCAUCAUUCGCUCUCUAGAUACUACAAAGGCACAUGGAUGUGAUCAGUGGCGUACCCAGGGCUGCAGUAGUGGAGGGGGUCUGGGGGGGGAGCCCCCAGACAUUUUUUACCACACCCUUCAGAAGCUCACAAAUGCGGGAAAACGCCCUUUUUGCAAAAUUUCCCCGCGUUGUUUGAUCAGUGUUAGCUACGGUAAAUAGCGAAGUAUAUUACAAUUGUUAUUUAUACAAGCAUACAGUAUACUGCACCCCCCAAUGAGUUUUACAUGAUUUUUGGACAAAUCUCGAGGAUCGUAUUUUAUAAAAGUAGGGGGGUCCGGACCCCCCUAUUCCCCCCCUUGGGUACGCCACUGGAUGUGAUGGAAUUUCUGCUGCAAUGAUCAAAAUAUGGGAGGACCCCCCCCCCCAGUUUAUUUUUGCUGCGCCGUCUCUGUUAACACAAAUGAUAG
Molecule: messenger RNA, 3328 nt
Organism: Rhopilema esculentum
Lineage: Eukaryota; Metazoa; Cnidaria; Scyphozoa; Rhizostomeae; Rhizostomatidae
Product: ras-related protein Rab-30
Molecular function (GO): GTPase activity; GTP binding
Source: RefSeq, a predicted model, not a curated record